AUGCUGCACGCCAUGUUUUCUGGAAGAUUUGACACAAAACCUGGCGAGGAUGGAUCUUACUUUAUCGAUCGAGAUGGAACACACUUCCGACAUAUCUUGAAUUAUCUUCGCACUGGAAAACUUAUGCUACCAGAUGACAAAAUUGUGCGUAACGAAUUACUAACCGAAGCCGAGUUUUACCAGAUCGAAGGAAUAAUUGAAGAUUUGAGAGCAAGGCCGUUCAAGGCUUCUACGAUCCUUUCAUCAGAGCAACGAAAACAACUGAUCGACUUCCUGAAGGAAACCAUCGAAAGUGCAAGUGACGACUACGUUUUGUUAUACCGCGCUUCCCAGAAUGGUUGGACAGCUGCCAACUUUCACUCUUGCUGUGACGGCAAAGGACCCACAGUUACAGUAAUCAAGAGUGGGAACUACGUGUUUGGAGGAUACACUGAAGAACAAUGGGAUCAACCUGCUGGAGGAGCCAAUUACAAAGAAGCUCCUGAGUCUUUCCUGUUCAGCCUUGUCAACCCAAACAGUUUACCCCCUUCAAAGAUACCACUAAUAACUGGAAAAGAGGGGAAUGCAAUCUACUGUCACAAUGGGUAUGGGCCCACAUUUGGAAGUGGCCAUGACCUUCGUAUUGUCAAUGCUCCAAACUCUAACAACUGCAGUGUCAGCCUGAAUAACUCGUACCAGUGUCCUACCGGUCAGAAUGCUGCCACAUUUCUUCAAGGGAACCAGAAUUUCACCAUUAGUGAAAUGGAAGUUUUUGGCUUUGAGAAGCAGUGAAAAUGCUUUGAUAUAAUUCUGCAAUUGGGGCGAUCGGUACUGCUUUCCAGAAAAUUGUGUCUUUUUCAUGUUUUUCUUAUAAUUACAUUGAUAAAAUGGUCGAUCGGUUUGUCAUUUUAGAAUAGGGUUCAGUUGUUACCGAGACCUGAGGGCAGAAUUCUUAGAAUAAACUUCUGGGAAACUUG
This is a messenger RNA of Pocillopora verrucosa, 956 nucleotides long. The record is from RefSeq and is a predicted model, not a curated record. NCBI's taxonomy places the organism in Eukaryota, Metazoa, Cnidaria, Anthozoa, Scleractinia, Pocilloporidae.